Chara braunii is the source of this 1332-nucleotide messenger RNA. NCBI's taxonomy places the organism in Eukaryota, Viridiplantae, Streptophyta, Charophyceae, Charales, Characeae. The record is from the annotation of a GenBank genome assembly.
UCUGGCUCUUCCAACGAUUCCAAUGGAGCGAUUCUGCCAGCGCCAAUGCUGGGUAGUAACACGGCAGCUACUUUAAACGCGAUCGUUCCGUAUCACGCGCCACAAAGCAGGAACUACCGGGGCAAUGAGAGAAAUCAACAAUCGAGGCAACAACAGUGGUUAUAACGGGGGCUAUAAUGGCGGUUACAAUAAUGGGCAGAAACAAUCACGAAACUGGUCGGCAAGGUCGGGUGGGGACAGUUUUCAGAAUGAUAGGGUUGGAAAGAUUUACGACUUACUCUCGGAGCAAGCGGAGGAGCGUGAGGAGCGAAAAAGGGAGGCAACCAGAUUCGCUUCGUUUGAGGAUGCGAAGAAAAGGUUGUACGAUGAGGAGGAGAGACGUGCUGCAGAAAAGAGAGAUGGAAAGCAGCAGGAGAUCCGGCUUGGACAAAUUGAUAAGGACCGAAUACUCGCCUUGCAGUUACAAAUUGACGAAUUAAGUGGGAUAAGGAAGGCUUUGGAGGAUAAAAGUACGGAAGUGGUGACGCUCCGAAAGGAGAAUUCGCAUCUUCGAAUGGAAUUCAAGGACUUGAAGGAUAAAUUUGUCAGUCUACGGAAUGGUGGAAAGAGAACUGUGGUGGAGGUGGUGAAGAACAGCCCUCCGGAAGCUCCGUCGCGAGGGAAGCAGAAAAAUGAGGCGCAAGCUAAUGCAAUGUACACUCCCAAGGAUAUGGAUGGGUUGUACAAGUCGUACAAGGAAGCUCUGGCAGGGAAAGAGAUGUCACUCAGACAAGCUGAAUGCCUUAAAGAACGAAUGGCAAAAGCGGGCGCUUCCAGAAUUCGACCUUCGUUGCGGAAGCCCGUGGCAGUCAAACGAACCACUUCGAGAAAUCUGAAGACCACUCUUGAUUCCGUCGACGUCGAUUCUGAUGAUGAGAAGAAGGGUGAAGAAAACGGGCAUAAAGAAGGAAAGACCGGUGAGAUAGUGGACGCGACUCAUGAGUUGGAGAAAUCCAAGCUUCAAAACUUUAGGGAAACGAGGAUGAAAGAGUUGAGAACGGGGAAGAAGCAUGAUUUAGAAGAACUCUGCAAAGAAGAAGGAAUAUCUUACAUCAAGUUAGACCAGGCAAAAGCGGGUAUUGCCGACAUAGGAGCCAGACAUAAUUUUGACGAAUGGAUUAAAUCCAAAUCAACGCAAGACGAUCAGGAUGACCCGGAUUUGCAAUACUCCACAUCAGUUGAGGGUCAUAACGAUGGCUAGGGGGACUCCCUCAGCUCAUCAUAUCUGUGGAAUCUUGCAUUAUUGUGUCGUGACUAUCGAGGUUCGCUGCCUAAUGAAGAGGUAAUGUAUAU